Messenger RNA from Nelumbo nucifera (sacred lotus), 719 nucleotides. RefSeq names its product cytochrome B5-like. Gene Ontology annotation, cellular component: intracellular membrane-bounded organelle; membrane. Lineage: Eukaryota; Viridiplantae; Streptophyta; Magnoliopsida; Proteales; Nelumbonaceae. The record is from RefSeq and is a predicted model, not a curated record. Gene Ontology annotation, molecular function: heme binding.
AAUUUCCAUCUCCGUGGUGUCCACUCUGCCAGUUUUAAUUUCCUUCCUGCUCAGUGCUCACACACACACGUAAAGAUCGAAAAUAAUGGCAGAUAAAAGAGUCUUCACACUUUCACAGGUCGCCCAACACAAAUCUAAGAAAGAUUGCUGGUUUGUCAUCAAUGGCAAGGUAUUGGACGCGACAAGUUUCCUGGUAGAACACCCGGGAGGAGAAGAGGUGCUGUUAGAGUCGGCAGGAAAGGAUGCGUCAAAGGAAUUCGAGGCGAUCGGCCACAGCAAAGCUGCUCAGGCGUUAGUGCUAAAGUACCAAGUGGGAGUCCUCCAGGGUUUCAAGUUCCAACAAGAAGAUUCUAAGGAUGGGGUCAUCAAGGAAACCAAAGGGAAGGAGAUGACUGCGUUCGUGAUCAAGGACGAUGGCUUGCCCAAAUACGCUGCCUUCAUUGAGUUCUUCGUCCCACUACUGGUUGCCGGCUUCUUCUUCGCAUAUAGAUACUUGCUCAGGGCGGAAUAGAUCACAUUUCAUAUCUACUUGGGAUUACUCCCCGCACUCCGUGCAUGUUGUUUCUGAGUUGUUCUUAUAAUUCUCCUUUUCCGUCUUCUUCUUCCCCAUUCGCGUCUUUUAUUUAUAUUUUAAUUCUUCUUUAGUAAGGAUGUGAUGUGCGAUGAUAAGUAUCAGAUCAAUGAAUAAUUCUCGUGUGUUUCCUGCACACCCAAAAUCA